Sabethes cyaneus is the source of this 1178-nucleotide messenger RNA. It is a transcript of the gene mtTFB1, whose product is annotated as dimethyladenosine transferase 1, mitochondrial. The coding region runs from base 131 to 1150 and encodes 339 amino acids. Gene Ontology annotation, molecular function: mitochondrial transcription factor activity; rRNA (adenine-N6,N6-)-dimethyltransferase activity. The transcript is spliced from 2 exons. Gene Ontology annotation, biological process: rRNA methylation; transcription initiation at mitochondrial promoter. Lineage: Eukaryota; Metazoa; Arthropoda; Insecta; Diptera; Culicidae. The record is from RefSeq and is a predicted model, not a curated record. Gene Ontology annotation, cellular component: mitochondrial matrix.
GAAGCAGGAAAAGUUCUUGGACGAUUUUGAAGAACCACUUAAAGUAGAAGUCCCGGAGAAGCAAUAGUGUCAUUUUGAUAAAUCUAACCUUUCAAAUAUAAUAACCGACUUUUUUUUUGUUUAAUUCAAUAUGACUUCAUCUGCCGUUCUCAAUUCAGCAGUUAGAGCAGGUGCGCGGCUUCCGCCCUUACCAACUAUCCGCGAUCUGGUGCGUUUGUACAAACUCCGUGCUAUCAAACAACUUUCCCAGAACUUUCUUAUGGAUGAACGUUUGACAAACAAAAUUGUUCGAGCAGCAGGAAAUAUAACUGAUGGGUAUGUACUCGAAGUUGGACCGGGCCCUGGUGGAAUAACCAGAUCCAUUAUUAAAAAAUUUCCACGCCACUUGGUGGUGGUUGAGAAAGAUAGACGUUUUCUACCAACCCUGGAGCUUUUAUCGGAAGUUUCAAACGGUUUUAUGCAGAUGGACAUCGUUCGUGGAGACAUACUACAGUAUCAAACAGAAACUGCAUUUCCAGACUGUCCUAGAUUCGACUGGAAUGACAAACGUGCACCAGUUCAUCUUAUUGGCAAUUUACCGUUUGCCAUUUCAACUCGUUUACUUAUUAAUUGGCUUCGGGAUAUCAGUCUAAAAACUGGAGCUUGGUCAUUCGGAAGAAGCAGUAUGACUCUUACUUUUCAAAAGGAAGUUGCUGAGCGAAUAAUAGCGCCGAUUUCAGCCCAGAAUAGGUGCCGUCUUUCAGUUAUGAAUCAAAUCUGGAGUCGCGCCGAACUAAAGUUUCUUAUUCCGGGAAAAGCUUUCGUCCCUAAGCCAGACGUGGAUGUUGGAGUUGUUUCUAUUAUUCCGUUGAAAACACCGCUUACCACCAUCCACUUUGAUAUCGUGGAGAAAGUUGUGCGCCACAUUUUCUCAAUGAGACAGAAAUAUUGUAGACGAGGCGUGUCUAAUCUGUAUCCGCCACCGCUGCGAGAAGAACUAACGGAGCUUACUUUCCGAAUAGCGGACGUUGAUCCAUUGGCACGACCCUUUCAGCUUUCGACGGACGAGUGUUUGAGAAUUGCUGGAGCAUAUGAACAACUAGUGCGGGCGAAUCCGGAGAUCGAGAACUAUAACUAUCGAGCACAGAAAAAUAAUGAUGAAGAUUUGUAAAAAACUUAUUUCAUGUAGCAUUAAAGUU